AAUAAACUGCCAAAAAGAAAUGUUUCGUUUUGUAAAUGGAUUAUAUUGAAGAUUUUAUCGUUUAUCGCAGGGAUUGUCACCCUGUUAUUCCUGAUAAUUACUGGAUUAAUAAUUCAUGAUGAACUUUUAGGUCCUGCGAAACUAAGUAUAGAAAUGGAUGAAAUUUGCCCGAUAAUGGAAGGUGAUAAUAUAAAAAUUAAAGGUUACAUAACUUCUUGGAGAUUUCCACCUUGCUUAGAAUGGAUUAAAUAUACAAAUGAAUCAGGCGAGAAACUUAACUUGAAUUCUGAGAAAUACAGUGGGACGUCAAAAAAUGGCAAUACAUUUGACUUAUUGAUCAAUGCUGCUACAGCUGAGGACUCGGGUACUUAUCAGCUCAUCAGUUAUGAAUCUGCUACUUGUGAACAAAACAUUAGUCAAAGUAAUUAUGUCCGUAUAGAAGUUAAAGAUCAUGUAUCAGUAACAUUUAUAAACAUUCCGAAGGAUACUCUCGCAAGGGGCGAGACAGCAGUAUUCGAGGCGACUAUUUCAUCUACAGAAGCUGCAGUUAGUAACUGGGUCAAAGUUCUCCCUAACGGAAAACAUGAGAAAAUGGAUCUUCAGUCAUUAAACAACAAAGGGAGUUACAUUAAGUGGUCACAAGCCAGACUUGUGUUAAGAGACGUCGGAGCAAGAGAUAGUGGUAAAUACAAAUUAAUCAGCUGUAUUUCACCUAAUUGUGAUAAAGCCUGUGCAGAGACUGAGGCGGCAAUAAAAGUGCUCGACUGUGCAGUUGGAUUUCAUGGGUACGAAUGCAACAUGAGGUGCCCUGAACAUUGUCUAAAUAAUGAUUGCGACCCUAUCAUUGGUCACUGUAAAAAAUGUUUGUCAGGAUACAAAGGCGAAAAAUGUGAAAAUUUAUGUACAGAUGGUAAAUUUGGAAAAGAUUGCUCUCAAAGAUGCAGUGAAAAAUGUAAAGAUAGAAAAUGCCACCAUAUCACAGGAGAUUGCAUGGAUUGUCCACCUGGAUUGUUUGGAACCAGCUGUUUAGAUAACUGUCCUGAAUUUUGUCUUGAUAACAAAUGUUCCUUUAAGGAUGGGCUGUGUACACAAUGCAAACCUGGUCAUUGGGGAGAGACCUGCGAUAAAGCUUGCGCAGAAGGAAGAUAUGGCAGUAAAUGCUUAGAACGAUGCAAUGUACGAUGUAAAGACGGAAAAUGUCAUCAUGUAACUGGAGAUUGCCUUCAUUGUCCCAAAGGCUUUUAUGGAACUGGCUGUUCUAGUCCUUGUCCAGUUAAUUGUUUCGAUAAAGAAUGUUAUUUAAAAGAUGGACUUUGUUUCAGUUGCUUACCAGGUUACAGAGGUGGGAAAUGCGAUAAAGCUUGUGAAGAAGGGCAAUACGGUGAAGAAUGUAGGAAGAAUUGCAGCAAGCUUUGUCAAAAUGGUAAAUGUAACCACGUCACAGGAGAUUGUGAUGAAUGUCCGCCAGGGUUCUUUGGAUCCAGCUGCAAACAACAUUGUAUCAAAGGGAAAUUCGGGAAAGGCUGUCUAUCGACCUGUUCAAAAUUUUGUCGAGAUAGAAUUUGUAAUUAUGCAAGCGGGGAAUGCUUUGCUUGUCAAGAUGGAUACACUGGUUCUUUCUGUUCAGAAAAUUGCAGAGCGGGUUGGUACGGUAGAAACUGCUCAGAAAGAUGCAAUGAACGUUGCAUGAAAGAAAAGUGUCAUCAUGUUACAGGGGAGUGUGUUGAAUGUCAAACUGGUUUCUAUGGAACUGGCUGUGCCUUUAUGUGUCCUGUCAACUGCCUAAACAAUCUUUGUAAGAUGAAGGAUGGGGUGUGUUUGAAUUGCAAGCCAGGUUACACAGGACAGAAAUGUCUAAAAAAGUGCGAAGACGGAUGGUACGGCCACGAAUGCACUGAAAAAUGCAGUCACCGGUGUCAAGAUGGGAAAUGUAACCAUAUUACGGGAGAAUGCAAUGAAUGUCCAUCUGGCUUUUAUGGAUUCACUUGCAGUAUAGGAUGUAUGAGAGGAAAAUACGGAAAGGCAUGUGCUUUCAAUUGUCCAGCGUUUUGUCGGGAUAAUGUGUGUAAUCCUGCCAAUGGUGAAUGUUAUACCUGCCAAGAUGGAUACAGUGGUGUGUAUUGCACAGAAAUUUGCAGUGAAGGGAAAUUCGGAAGAGAGUGCUUAGAAAAGUGCAGUGAACGAUGCAAGGGAAAUAAAUGUAACUAUGUCACGGGAGCAUGUAUUGAAUGCCAAGUCGGUUUCUAUGGGAUUAAGUGUCUAGACCAAUGUCCAAAAGAUUGCCUCGACAAACUGUGCAACUCCGACGGAUCAUGUGUCAAUUGCCCAGCUGGAAGAACUGGCAAAAAAUGCGAUAGAGAUUGUUCUGAUGGAACGUACGGCGAAAAUUGCUUACAAAGUUGUUUAAAUUGCAAGGAUAAUAAAUGUGAGCCUACCAAUGGGGUUUGCCAUGAAUGCCAACAGGGUUAUUGGGGACACAACUGCGGAUGGCAAUGCCCUCCUGGUUGUUUGAAAGAUUGUAGGAGGGCAGAUGGUGAAUGUCGAGGGUGUGUUACGGGAUUUUAUGGCAGUCAGUGCACAGAGCCUUGUAGCAGAGAUUGCAAGGAUUCAAAUUGUGAACAGAAAACUGGAAUUUGCAAAAUGUGUCACCCAUACAGUACAGGUGACUUUUGCGAUAAAAGUAAAGAUAAGAUAGAAGAUAUCCCAGACAACAGAGGUCUGACAAUAGAGGAAGGAAAAGACCGUACAUUAAGGGCAGGUGGUGGAAUUCUUACUUAUAUUUCAAGUGAUAUCACAUAUAAACGUAGAACUGAUUUUGAGAUCAGUAAUAUUGAGACAAUCUGGCUAGAAAUUAAUCUAAAAAAUUCAAAACCUAUAUUUUAUUGCUCUGCUUAUCGUCCACCAUCUGCCCCCUCCUGCUGGGCGGAGGACCUGGCAAGGGAAGUGAACCGUGCCUCCUGCUGUGACGAUACUGAAAUUAUUCUAUCAGGUGAUUUCAAUAUUGAUCUAAUGAAAGACCCCCCCACAAUACUGGACAUCUGCUUUAGAGGAGUUUGGACUCUCACAGAUAAUUACUGUACCUACCAGGAUAACCAGUACUUCAAAUUUUGGAGAAAUAAAGUCACACAGCUAAUUGAUCAAGCCAAAACAUCUUAUUACAAAUCAGCCAUUGAAGAAAGCUCAAAUCCUAAAGAAAUGUGGGGUUAUUUAAACCAGUUGGCAUCUCCAGACUCCAGUAACUUUACACCAACUCGUAUUACUCAGAAUGGUUCUGAUUUUGAAAAUGUACAGGAUAUAGUUGAUAUUUUAAAUAAACACUUUACAGAGAACGGGGACCAUGCCGAUCCAGGAAACUACAGACCUAUAUCAAUUCUUCCAACAUUGUCCAAAUUAUUUGAAAAACACAUAGCCAAUCAACUCCGGGAAUUUACUACUACCUUUGAUCUUAUAUAUAAAUCACAGUCUGGUUUUCGAGAGUUUCAUUCCUGUCAAACAGCAUUAACAAAACUAACAGACAACUGGUUGCAAGCUAUGGAUCAAGGAAAUCUUAUAUGGUUGUUAUGUGAAAGUGUAGCAAGAUUGGCUUGUCAAGCUGUAGAAACAAGAUCUGCAGCAAAAGAAAGAGAUCACAGUAAGGUAGAAGAGAAACUGGUGCAAGAUUCAGAUGUAAUGUCAUGGGUUCAAAGGAGGAGUGGAUACAAGAACAAGGUGAAGAUCCGAGUCUUGACAGAUUAA
This is a messenger RNA of Saccostrea cuccullata (small rock oyster), 3735 nucleotides long. RefSeq names its product multiple epidermal growth factor-like domains protein 10. Lineage: Eukaryota; Metazoa; Mollusca; Bivalvia; Ostreida; Ostreidae. The transcript is spliced from 20 exons. The record is from RefSeq and is a predicted model, not a curated record. Bases 154 to 3735 code for a protein of 1193 amino acids. Gene Ontology annotation, molecular function: scavenger receptor activity.